This is a messenger RNA of Cyclospora cayetanensis, 3447 nucleotides long. RefSeq lists its product as uncharacterized. Gene Ontology annotation, molecular function: ABC-type oligopeptide transporter activity; ATP binding; ATP hydrolysis activity. Gene Ontology annotation, biological process: transmembrane transport. The transcript is spliced from 14 exons. The coding region runs from base 1 to 3447 and encodes 1148 amino acids. NCBI's taxonomy places the organism in Eukaryota, Apicomplexa, Conoidasida, Eucoccidiorida, Eimeriidae. The record is from RefSeq and is a predicted model, not a curated record. Gene Ontology annotation, cellular component: membrane.
AUGGAUGGGUACGGAAAUUUAUGGCGUUGCGGAUACGUUUGGUUAGCCAUCGCUGCUGUGCAUAACAGCUUCUGCCACUCUCAGUUGACCUCGUGUGUGCCCUACAGACGGCGGUCUCCCAUUUGUACACUAGAUUCAAUAAACUGGCUUAGAUCCAGAGAUCUCUAUGGAUGGGCGUGGACAGCCGAGUUUUGCUGGGAUGGUGUGGCGACAACGUCGCGGACAAAUACAUUCUGUAUCCGUGUGCUUUCAGUGUGUUCAUACGCGUUGACAUUAUCGUCACGACUUUGUCGUAGCUUCCCCACAAAGAAUACACUGACCAUAGUUCUAGGGGUUAUAUGGGUGCAGGUAUUUUUUGCAAACUUCGAAUUUAUGAAGCCCCUAAAUGCUCACUUCGUUGAAAGCCUCAAUGUGUACCCUGCGCCCCUCAAUAAAGAUGCGUCUACAGGAAAACUCCUGAGGACGGCCAUAGUAAAAAGUACAUUAGCAGUACAUACCGUAAUUGCUGCCUCCUAUUCCCCGGAUACUGGAAUGAUCAGCAGAGACAUGAGGGCAGAUUGGGGCUGUACAACCGUUCACCUGAGGUUGCCAUGGCACAUACACCCCCGCCCUGAGCUUCCUGUGGCCCUGCGGGAAUUAUCAAGACUUGAGCUCUCGGCAGCUGCCACAAGGCUCGGUGGGGCCCUAGCUAGAGCUCAGCAGUCCCCUGUGAGGGCCCCCGUCGAUGCCAUGCAGCAGUGGGUACCAUGGCGUUUACGAGGCCCCUCAGGGCACGCAGCGGCCUUGUCAGCACAUCCUAUUCUUGCACGGUUGCCCUGGAAUCUGCGCUUGCAUGGGGGAAUGCGAUCUAUGGUCUUUCCCUGUGUAGGAAGAUGGGAGCUGCGUGCUGAUGCUCCUCAGCGCGCCUUGGAGGGCCCCAAGAGGGGCCCAUCAGUACGUAACUUAGCAAAUCACAGCUUCCAUCAGUGUGACGCUCUGCUUUCCACUUUCACAUCGUCUGUAAGUGAGAGGGGACCCCUAUUUCAGUCGGUUGUUGCCUUUGGGGGCCCGCAACGAGCCCUGCCAGCGUUUUCCCGGUGCUUAUUUGUAGAGGCCAAUGAAGGGAACUCCAGAGCCUUUUCCCAUGAAACCAAGCAGCAGCAUCAGAGCUCUGGUGGGGGCCUGUCUAGUGAUAGAAGGCCUCUCCACCCCCCGUCAAAUUCUUCAUCGGGAGCGUCAUCAGGAGCAACGGAGGGGUCGUCCUCUACUGUGGAGGGCUUGCAGACUGGGACUUCAGGGCCCCAGGAGGGCCCACGUGUGACACUUUGGGACCUUUUGACGUUUAUAAAGGGCGAGAAGUUUCGUAUCGGUGGCAUUAUUUGUGCGCUGCUGCUCAGCAGCGGGGCACAACUCCUCUUACCGUUGGCCGUAGGGCAGCUUGUCGACGCAGUUACGCAGGCACCACCGGUGCAGCUUCAAGAAGACCAGCAGCAUCAGGAAGCUCAGAAACGAGAUAGCGUGGAUCCACACGUGCUGCCGUGCACUGACGAUGAAGUAUCGCGCCCACGCACCGAGGGCAGCUCGACAGCAACAGUCGACGGCACAAGUGCGACCAUGGCAGCGGCAAGAGAGCUGGAAAGCGGUGUAAACGCGUGUCUAGAAACGACAGACACAGCAGCAUCUGAGUCCAGGUGGGUGGCGCUCCGAAAGGGCCUGCAGGAGGGCUUUAAGACCCCUUGGGCCCGGUUGGGCUUCUGCUUGUCUUUGGGUGCCAUCGGAGCUGCCACCUCCUUCAUGCGCCUCUACCUUUUGGAGUCUACGAUAGAGCGUCUGGCAUGUCCGCUGAGGUCAGGCUUGUUCCGGCGGCUCCUGCAACACCCCACAGAGAACUUUCAGCAACAGCCGCUGGGGGCCCUCGCGAAGUAUAUGUCACAGGACGUGGUGACGGCCAGUAGGGUCUUGGUCGAUGUCUCCUUUGGCCUUCGUUGCGCCCUGACUUCUGUCAUUGGAAUCGGUCUCUGCUGGAUGUCCGCGCCCUUCACCUUCUUGAUGUCUCUACUGCUGCCCAUAGCUGCUGCAGCCGCUUUACUGCGGCUGUCAGCCAGGCGUGUAGCGGCACUGCAGCAGCAGCACAGUCGGGCACUGCAGGUGGCUCUCCAGCGGGCCACGGGGGCCCUGAGCUCGAGAAAACAGCUCAGGAGCCUCAACGGGGAGGCCCUGGAGAUCAAGGCUUUCGAUGCUGCGCUCCGGGAUGUCUUUGCUGCAGCGCAAAAGAGCGCUGUUGCUGUUGCGUGGCGUUACGCCUUUGUAUUUGCUGCGGGCUCCGGUCUCCUCGUACAUCUUGUGUAUGCCGCAUCUUCCCUUGUGGCUCAAGGCGUUUUAACUGGAGGCCAAGUUAUGUCACUCGCCCUGUACUCGGCAAUCGUGGGGUCCUCCCUCCAGGGUUGCGCGACUGCCUGGAGUGAUACCUCCCGUGCAGUUGCUGCAACGAACGAAAUGCUAGAACUCCUACUUCGGGGCAAGCCCAGUCCUCUUGGCUCCUCCCUGAACUACCAGAAGGAGUUGGAUCGCUUCCAGAAGGCUCUGCAGCAGCAGCACCAUUCCACAUCUGCUGAGGCUGCAGCGAAGCACAGUGGGUUUUCUCUUAAGUUUAAAGAUGUAUGGCUCUCAUAUCCAGGAAGGAAUGGCCAGUGGGCUUUAAAGGGCCUAAGCUUCUGUAUUCCCCCAGGAGCCGCCGUUGCGAUUGUCGGUCCCAGCGGGAGUGGAAAGAGUUCAGUGGGGGCACUUCUUUUGCGCCUUUAUGAACCUCAGAAAGGCAGCAUCCUUUUAGGGAACGUCCCAAUAAAUGCAUUUGAUGAGCGUUUUAUUCGAUCACUUGUCAUACCUGUAGUACAGGAUUCGCUCUUGGUAUCGGGUGGCUUACUAGAGUCGCAUAUCCGCUAUGGCCAGCUGGCACACCAGGAAAUAUGUGGGGCGGCAAGCCCUCUACUGCCCCUCACCUUGGCCUGCGACGCCGCUUGUGUCUCCCCCUUUGCUGCUACGUUACCAAUGGGGCUCAAGACCCCACUGGAUGAACGCGGCACUGUCCUCUCGGGGGGACAGCGACAGCGCGUCUGCCUCGCGAUGGCCCUCUAUCGGCUACAGCAUGCUCAACAAGCCCCUACAGAGAGUCCGGUUACAGGAUGUGACACUGAAAGUGGAGGCUAUAAGGUGCCAAGGGUGGUACUGUUGGAUGAGGCCACAUCAUCUUUAGACUCUGACACGGAGCGCCAGAAUCUGCGUGGAGAGACAUGCCUCUUCGUGUCUCACCGACCUGGAACGCUUGAAGUUGCUGAUCAUAUUAUGGUGUUGGACGCCGGAAGAAUAAUUCAGUUUGGCGCAAAAGAAGACGUUCUGAAACGCCCUUGCGCACCCUUGCAGUGGCUCGUCUCCGGUGCGACCCCGAGUGGGCGAGGCUUACGCCCUUGA